AUGAUGAACGGCCGCGAUCGUCCAAGGGGCCCUCCGCCAGGCGAUCUACCGCCCCCUCAGAGAGACCCGCGUCGAGGCGGUGAUGGUCGCAACGGGGGGAUGCCUGCUCCCGGUGACGCCUCUAUGUCGAGGGCCGAGAAGUUCGAAGACGAGAAGAAACGAAUCAUUCAAAGUUGCUUCGCCAGGAAAGACAAUGACGGUUCAUUGGUUGAAUCCUACAUCACACAUGUUCGCAUCUCGGAAGAUGCUGCCUACCCGUCCACCCCCGCUCCGCCGACUUCUCCCCCGGAGAACAAGAAACCACGAGUGAUCAUUGUUGCAGUGAGAAGGUCCGGGCGGGUGCGCAUGCACAAGGCUAGGGAAAACAACGACGGAACGUUUUCCAUAGGCAAGACGUGGAUGCUUGAUGACCUGUCGUCAAUUCAAUCGUAUAGUGCAUGGACACCAACAUCCCCGAUGGAACAGCAAUAUAAGCAAUGGGCAUCAAACGUGGGAUUUUUGGUCAAUGUCGGAAAGCCUUAUUAUUGGCAUGCGAGAACCUCCAAGGAAAAGGAGUUUUUCAUCGGCAGUCUCGUGAAGAUCUACAGAAAGUACACCGGAGGCAAAGUGCCGAACCUCAUAGGCUUCGAUGAUCGUGAGCGACAAUUACUUGCCGGAUCAUCGUCUUCGGGAACACCACCUAUGGGUCCACCAGGUGCGAACGCAAGAGGUCCGGGUCCAGGUCCAGGUCCUGCGCGCCCUGAGCGCCCUGAGGUGACUAUUCCACCACCGCGUCCGGUUUCACCGCAGGGCGGUCGGCCUCAGUCCCCUUACUCAAGUCGCGCACAAAGCCGGGACGGUCCCCGUCGACUGCCCUCCGAAGAACACUCUUUACGAGCCCAGAGAAGUCGAGAGCAAAUGACCAGGCCUUCUACCGGCAAUUCUGGGAGAAGUGGUCCUUCGCCGUUUGCGCCGCCCCAACACCCGCCGCCGCCGCCGUUUCCCGUUGACCAACGGAGUCAGCCACCACCCCGAUCAGCCGAUCGUAUGGCCCCUGAGAAUAAAAUGCCAAAGGGCCCUAUGCAUCUACCACCUGAAUCGGCGAGAGGUAAAGAUAUCCCUGGCAGCUUACUAGCCGCAUCUCCUACGGGCCCACGGGAAAGACCCAGCGGGGAUUUUGAAGAAAGCAAAUCAGUCGCUUCUCAGCCGGAUUCCCGGCCUCCGUCGUCCCGUGAUCAAAUGCCUUUGCCUGAACCGAGACCCAUGCUUCGCUCGCAUGAUUCGAGUUCAAGCUCUCCGGAUCCCGGGCGUAAUAAGGACAGUCUCCGGCCAACAACCCCCAAAACACCCGCUGCUGAAAGUCAGAAAGUCACUCAAAGCCCGGGAAGCCACCGGGGAUAUCCCGAAGGACCCCCGAGACUGCCUUUCCUGGAGACGCAAUCGGAGCCUCGGGAUAACGACGGUUCGGAACUGUCAUCCGACUUGCCUCCUGAAGUAGUUGCAGCAGCAGUGCCGCCGGCAUUGAAGCCUGCUUCAUCUGGAGCUAGCAGUGCUCCAGCCACGGCCGACCCAGUCGAUACCGCAACUUUAGAUGACGCCAAAGAACUAGAACCCACCGAACCCACGCCAAGCAAUGCUCCUGUAUCUCCCAUCUCAAGCCCGCCUGAGCCAUCCUCGCCCUCCGGAGAUGGUGCUCUAGAUGCCCAUCGACCCGGACUUGGCCCUAUGAUCAAGAAGAAGCAAAGCAAGGACGUGGUAGGGGCGUUUCGCAAGCCCGUAACAAACCAGGCUCCUUUCAAACCGAGACCAGGAGGAGCUGGCCAGAGGCUAUUGGCAGCGGCAAAGAAGCAAAAAGCUGAAAUGAGCGAGCCCGAUGGAAUCACUGGCGUGGUGCCAGCCCCAUUCCUUCGGUCGAAUCAAGAACCUGAGAAUGCUGCCACGCCCGAGACGCCGGAGCAAGAGACUCCUCCCCCAGUCCCCACAACUUCGCCACCGACCGCAUCUCCGGCAACGGAACCACCGACUGUGGAAGUGACCCAGCCCGUCGCGGAUGAGGCUCCUGCUGUGCCGGUGUUGGAAAUUCCGGAAGAACCUAGAGACACCUCGAGGGCUGCUGUUAAGGUGGAUGUUGAUGAACGGGCUAGAUCGGUGUCCCCUUCACCCCACGAUCGCCGUCGCAGACGUCAUGAAGACAACACCAUUAAAUAUUGCCAAGCACUUGGUAUUGAUGCCAGUGUUCUUGAAGGUCGUGGGGUCGAUUUCGAUGACAUCUUGACUGACCUUGGUUGGAACGGGCGCUUGAACGACGAGAAGAAGAUCGAGGAUCUCGAGGCGGAUAUCCGUCGUGAAAUCGGACGUGUAGAGGCUACCAGCUGGCUUGGUAACCUUGAACAGCAGGAGGGUAAAGUUGACCAACUUGCUAGAUUGAUUGACAAGACUAUUGAAGAGUGUGAAGAGCUGGAUAAUCUUCUUACUCUGUAUUCGCACGAACUCAACGUAAGCCCACUCCCGAACCCCAUCCUAUGCCUUGUCUUCAAGGAUGUUUCCCGUCGAAGUCUUUUACUGAUCUUAGAGCAGACCCUCAACGACGAUGUGGCAUACAUAGAGACGCAAUCUCAAGGGUUGCAAGUGCAAACCGCCAACCAGAAACUUCUCCACAAUGAGUUGCAGAAUCUAUUGAAGACCUUGUCCAUUUCUUCGACCGAUCUGCGAUCACUGAAGGAGGCGUCUCUCAGCAACCCAGACGGGCUGAGAGACACCGAGAUCGCAUUAUCCACAUUGUACAAAGCCAUGCUUAUGAUUGACUCCAACAUCUGGCAGAAUAAGAGGCGACUCGUUGACAGCGCAGGCGAGGGCAGUGUGGGUGUGUAUGCCGACACAGAAAUCGGGCAGAUGCGUGCAAUCAAAGAAAAGAAAGAGGAAUACCGCUUCCAGUCACACACCUUUUUGCAGAGGCUCAAACAAUUCAUGGCAAUUGCCUACAAGGCGGCAGAACAGAAGAGGGUUGAUGCUGCAGCGAAUACCUCUAAGGAUCCUCGGAAGCUUGACAGCGAGGCCAGAAACUAUUUCCGGAGGGAGUUGUGGUUGUAUAGUGCCUUGAUGCUAUUUGCGAGAGAAAUCAGCGGGUCGGAAUGGCACGCUCUUAUCUCCCUCUAUGAGCAGCAGGCGAGACUCCCGUACCAGAACGAAUUCAGGGAUAAUAGCCUGGCAUGGAAACGGGCGGCGAGAAAGCCCACGGGAGAGGAACAGGAGCUCCUGUUCACUCAUCAAGAAAAGGAGAAGGAGAAUGAGGGUAUCACAAUGGCGGCCCGCAAACUGACCGUCAGAAGGGGCAAAACCACGAAAGCCGCCCCCGGUGCGCGACUUUCCUAUGGUGAUAAGCAGCACGGCCGGCUUGAACCUUGCGAGGUUUUCGGUGGUACGCUACAUGAGACUCUGAGAAUGAUCUCGGAGGAGCAGAACUUCAUUCUGCACUACUUCCACUUAAGCUCUCUCUCGAGUGUCGACUUUCCUGAUCUGGUUGCGUCUGCGAGCCCCGACAUGCGUCGGCUGCCGGAUUUCAGCGUAAACCAAUCGCACGAUCCCGAUCGAGGAAUGGCAAAAAAGGUCGAACAGAUCAUGGACGAGCUUUUCGCAUUCUGGCCAACCGAUAUGCAAAACCUGGUGGAUUGGGCUCUUCAUGCCGAUCCCUUGUAA
Messenger RNA from Aspergillus melleus, 3675 nucleotides. Its product is annotated as GTP-Rho binding exocyst subunit SEC3. NCBI's taxonomy places the organism in Eukaryota, Fungi, Ascomycota, Eurotiomycetes, Eurotiales, Aspergillaceae. Gene Ontology annotation, cellular component: plasma membrane; exocyst. The transcript is spliced from 2 exons. Gene Ontology annotation, biological process: exocytosis; Golgi to plasma membrane transport. Gene Ontology annotation, molecular function: phosphatidylinositol-4,5-bisphosphate binding. The record is from RefSeq and is a predicted model, not a curated record. Bases 1 to 3675 code for a protein of 1224 amino acids.